Molecule: messenger RNA, 885 nt
Organism: Lycium ferocissimum
Lineage: Eukaryota; Viridiplantae; Streptophyta; Magnoliopsida; Solanales; Solanaceae
Product: receptor-like protein 35
Exons: 2
Coding region: 1-885 (294 amino acids)
Molecular function (GO): protein binding
Source: RefSeq, a predicted model, not a curated record
AUGACUCAUACCAACAUUUCUACUGAUCAAUCAGCUCUUCUUUCAUUGAAAUCCCAAAUCAUUUCGGACCCCUUUCACUUGUUGGAUGAAAGUUGGUCUCCAGCUACUUCUGUUUGUCAUUGGGUUGGAGUCACUUGUGGUUCUCGUCACCAGAGAGUGAAGUCAUUGAAUAUUUCCAACAUGGUGCUUACAGGCAGAAUUCCCGCUAAUAUCGGAAACCUCACAUUUCUUGUUUCUCUUGACCUUGGUAGCAACAAUUUCUAUGGAAAUUUGCCUCAAGAAAUGGCACAUUUGCGUCGGUUAAGGUUUAUUAGACUUAGUUUUAACAACUUCAGUGGAGAGGUUGCUUCUUGGUUCGGGGUCUUACACCAACUUCAAGUUCUGACUCUAAGGAAUAAUAGUUUCAAUGGUUCCAUCCCCUCUUUAUUUUCUAAUAUUUCCACGCUUCAAACUUUGGAUUUGACAUUCAAUUUGAUAGGAGGGAAGAUCCCAAAAGAGAUUGGAAAUCAUAAACAUCUAAGAUUUUUAAGGUUAGGAGGAAACAAGUUUAUAGGUUCUAUCCCUCUGUCUCUCUCAAAUGCCUCAAUGUUGGUAAAUCUAGAUCUUUCUUCCAAUUUCCUUCAAGGAAACAUCCCAGAAGAGAUUGGAAAUCUUCAAAACCUAAAAUUUUUGGCAAUAGACUCUAAUCAACUUACAGUAAUGGAAGCUGUUGAUGCCAACUUAAUAACGCCACGGGAUAAUCACUUAGAUAGAAAGUUAGAGUGUGUGAUAUCUAUCAUGAAAGUGGCAAUGGAUUGUUGUGUUGAAUCUCCUAGUGGAAGGAUUGACAUGAAAGAUGUUGUAGUGAGGCUAAAGACAAUCCAGAUUCAACUCAUUGCAUGUUGA